AUGUUUAAAAGCGUCAAAACAAAAAUUAUUGCAAGAUGGGCUUUUAAUACAAAAAAUUGGAUUCCUACAACUAAAGAAUACGAUCAAUUGUUAUCACUUGUACAAACUAAUGAACAAGAGAAAAUCAAAAAAAUUAAAGUUUCAGAAAAUUUAAAGUCUUCGUUAAUUGGGAGAUUGUUGAUGAUAUUAUUAUUUAACAGAAUUUAUGGAAUUGAUUAUAGAGAAGUUGAAUUUGAUAGAACAGAAUAUAAUAAACCUAUUUUGAUUAAUCCGAAAUUAAAUAUUUUGUGUGAUUUUAAUAUUUCACAUCAUGGUGAUUGGGUUGUGUUAGUUGCUGGAGAAAAUUGUCGAAUUGGUAUUGAUUUAAUGAAGAUCGAACAACCUAAUGCUGGUUAUAAUGUUAAAAAAUUUAUUACCACAUUUAAAGAUCAGUUUACAGAAAAUGAAUUUAAUCUAUUGAUAAAUAAUAAUCAGCAACAACACUACAACAAAGAGGAAGUGGAAAUUCGCCAAUUGCAAAGAUUUUAUAGAUUUUGGUGCCUGAAAGAAAGUUAUGUUAAAGCUGUUGGAAUUGGAUUAUAUUUAGCUUUGAAUUCAUUUGAAUUCAGAUUGGAUGAAAAUGAAGAAAAUCUCAAAAUUAAAAAGAAUACAAAACUUUAUGUAAAUAAUGAAUUGAAGGUUGAGUGGGGAUUUGAAGAGCAUUGUUUAGAUGAAGAACAUUGUGUGUGCAUAGCAUAUGAUACUAAUUACAAUGGUAAUAAUGGUGAUGAUAGAAAAGAAACAGUUAAUGAAGGUUUUGAAAUAAUUGAAAUUCAAGAAAUUUUUAAUUUAACUGGUACUAAAAAUAAUCGAGUAGAAGCUACUUAUGCUUGUGACGCUUCUCCAUGUAAAGUUCCUGAUUGCUUCUGCGUCUCACAGAAUCCUCCCGGCGGCCUAACGCUGGAUAAAACACCACAAUUUGUGCUUUUAACUUUUGAGGAAGUAAUUGGAUGUAAAAAAGCAUCGAAUGCGUUUGCUGGCAUACCAAAUGACAAAAUUAGUGGAUUCCGUAACCCUUUUCUUGAUUGGACACCAAAAGGGUUUGACGUUUUAGCAACAAAUGGAUUCACCUAUGUCACAUCAACUACUUUAUUGGCCGCAGAUGAUACUUGGCCUUACACAUUAGAUUAUGAUGAGAAAAGUAUUCCACAUUUGAUGGAUCCAAUGCUUGAUGGCACACCGGAUCAAGUAAUGACUCGGUUGAAAGAUAACUUUAAUCGUCAUACAAAACAAGGAAGUGUUUACCUACACCCAGUUCAAUUAUCCGAAAUCCCCGGAAGACCAAGCCCUGAACCAUCUAUCAAAAUGCUUAAAGAAUUUUUCGAUUGGGCAUUAACUCAACCAAAUGUCUGGUUUGUUACCAAUCAACAAUUACUUCAAUGGAUGAAAAAUCCAAUGCCAACUAAGACUAUGAGCCAUUCAAAUGUCAAACACCAAAUUUACACUGAUCAAAGCAAGCUUCCUAAUGAUGUUAACUCUAAUGCUAGUAGCAAUAAUAAUACCGCCGCCACCACACCUAGUGCUACACCUUCUAACAAUAGUACAAGAUUAGACAAACUUGUAUUCCAUAGUUUCAUUGUCAUAUCAUAUAACACACUUCCAAUGAUAUUACCAUCAUGUGGUGAACACUUACAGCAUACUCAUGACCCAUCAAACACAUAA
This is a messenger RNA of Entrophospora candida, 1701 nucleotides long. The record is from the annotation of a GenBank genome assembly. NCBI's taxonomy places the organism in Eukaryota, Fungi, Glomeromycota, Glomeromycetes, Entrophosporales, Entrophosporaceae.